Pelobates cultripes (western spadefoot toad) is the source of this 20198-nucleotide messenger RNA. NCBI's taxonomy places the organism in Eukaryota, Metazoa, Chordata, Amphibia, Anura, Pelobatidae. The record is from the annotation of a GenBank genome assembly.
CAGGCACGGUACUUCCGGUACUUGGCCGCCUCGCUUCCGUCGGAGAAAGCAACAUGGCGGCGCCCGUGUCUUUAUUGCUUGAGUUCGGGUGAGUUGGGCAUUGUGCUGGUGUCGGUGGUCAGGGAGAGCUGGGAAUUCACGGUGUCUGUCCAGGGCUGUUACGAAAAGGGGAAGAAAUAUAAAUGUCCUGGUUACUAAGCUGCUUUCACUUUCUAUACAAGUCAGAAGCGUGUCUGAUGUUACCUGACACAUGCUGGGAAUGGGACACUUCCUAUAGCUGUCCAUGAAGGCUGUCUAUCCAGUAAAUACACAAUGCUGGGAAUGGGACACUUCCUAUAGCUGUCCAUGAAGGCUGUCUAUCCAGUAAAUACACAAUGCUGGGAAUGGGACACUUCCUAUAGCUGUCCACGAAGGCUGUCUAUCCAGUAAAUACAUAAUGCUGGGAAUGGGACACUUUCUAUAGCGGUCCAUGAAGGCUGUCUAUCCAGUAAAUACAUAAUGCUGGGAAUGGGACACUUCCUAUAGCUGUCCACGAAGGCUGUCUAUCCAGUAAAUACAUAAUGCUGGGAAUGGGACACUUUCUAUAGCGCUCCAUGAAGGCUGUCUAUCCAGUAAAUACAUAAUGCUGGGAAUGGGACACUUCCUAUAGCUGUCCACGAAGGCUGUCUAUCCAGUAAAUACAUAAUGCUGGGAAUGGGACACUUCCUAUAGCUGUCCACGAAGGCUGUCUAUCCAGUAAAUACAUAAUGCUGGGAAUGGGACACUUCCUAUAGCUGUCCACGAAGGCUGUCUAUACAGUAAAUACAUAAUGCUGGGAAUGGGACACUUCCUAUAGCUGUCCAUGAAGGCUGUCUAUCCAGUAAAUACAUAAUGCUAGAGAUGGGACCGCACUUCUCCAUAGCUUCAAUCCAGAAGCUGUCCUAUCAAGUAAAUACAUAUUAGCUUUCAGGGAAUGGGACACUUCCUAUAGCUGUCCACGAAGGCUGUCUAUCCAGUAAAUACAUAAUGCUGGGAAUGGGACACUUCCUAUAGCUGUCCACGAAGGCUGUCUAUACAGUAAAUACAUAAUGCUGGGAAUGGGACACUUCCUAUAGCUGUCCAUGAAGGCUGUCUAUCCAGUAAAUACAUAAUGCUGGGAAUGGGACACUUCCUAUAGCUGUCCAUGAAGGCUGUCUAUACAGUAAAUACAUAAUGCUGGGAAUGGGACACUUCUGUCCACGAAGGCUGUCUAUACAGUAAAUACAUAAUGCUGGGAAUGGGACACUUCCUAUUGCUGUCUAUACAGUAAAUACAUAAUGCUGGGAAUGGGACACUUCCUAUAGCUGUCCAUGAAGGCUGUCUAUACAGUAAAUACAUAAUGCUGGGAAUGGGACACUUCCUAUAGCUGUCCAUGAAGGCUGUCUAUACAGUAAAUACGUAAUGCUUGGAAUGGGACACUUCCUAUAGCUGUCCACGAAGGCUGUCUAUACAGUAAAUACAUAAUGCUGGGAAUGGGACACUUCCUAUAGCUGUCCAUGAAGGCUGUCUAUACAGUAAAUACAUAAUGCUGGGAAUGGGACACUUCCUAUAGCUGUCCAUGAAGGCUGUCUAUACAGUAAAUACACAAUGCUGGGAAUGGGACACUUCCUAUAGCUGUCCAUGAAGGCUGUCUAUCCAGUAAAUACAUAAUGCUGGGAAUGGGACACUUCCUAUAGCUGUCCAUGAAGGCUGUCUAUACAGUAAAUACAUAAUGCUGGGAAUGGGACACUUCCUAUAGCUGUCCAUGAAGGCUGUCUAUACAGUAAAUACGUAAUGCUGGGAAUGGGACACUUCCUAUAGCUGUCCAUGAAGGCUGUCUAUACAGUAAAUACAUAAUGCUGGGAAUGGGACACUUCCUAUAGCUGUCCAUGAAGGCUGUCUAUACAGUAAAUACAUAAUGCUGGGAAUGGGACACUUCCUAUAGCUGUCCAUGAAGGCUGUUUAUUCAGUAAAUACGUAAUGCUGGGAAUGGGACAAUUCCUAUAGCUGUCCAUGAAGGCUGUUUAUUCAGUAAAUACGUAAUGCUGGGAAUGGGACACUUCCUAUAGCUGUCCAUGAAGGCUGUCUAUACAGUAAAUACGUAAUGCUGGGAAUGGGACACUUCCUAUAGCUGUCCAUGAAGGCUGUUUAUACAGUAAAUACGUAAUGCUGGGAAUGGGACACUUCCUAUAGCUGUCCAUGAAGGCUGUCUAUACAGUAAAUACGUAAUGCUGGGAAUGGGACACUUCCUAUAGCUGUCCAUGAAGGCUGUCUAUACAGUAAAUACGUAAUGCUUGGAAUGGGACACUUCCUAUAGCUGUCCACGAAGGCUGUCUAUACAGUAAAUACAUAAUGCUGGGAAUGGGACACUUCCUAUAGCUGUCCACGAAGGCUGUCUAUACAGUAAAUACAUAAUGCUGGGAAUGGGACACUUCCUAUAGCUGUCCACGAAGGCUGUCUAUCCAGUAAAUACAUAAUGCUGGGAAUGGGACACUUUCUAUAGCGCUCCAUGAAGGCUGUCUAUACAGUAAAUACAUAAUGCUGGGAAUGGGACACUUCCUAUAGCUGUCCAUGAAGGCUGUCUAUCCAGUAAAUACAUAAUGCUGGGAAUGGGACACUUCCUAUAGCUGUCCAUGAAGGCUGUCUAUCCAGUAAAUACAUAAUGCUGGGAAUGGGACACUUCUGUCCAUGAAGGCUGUCUAUACAGUAAAUACAUAAUGCUGGGAAUGGGAUACUUCCUAUAGCUGUCCAUGAAGGAUGUCUAUACAGUAAAUACAUAAUGCUGGGAAUGGGACACUUCCUAUUGCUGUCUAUACAGUAAAUACAUAAUGCUGGGAAUGGGACACUUCCUAUAGCUGUCCAUGAAGGCUGUCUAUACAGUAAAUACAUAAUGCUGGGAAUGGGACACUUCCUAUAGCUGUCCAUGAAGGCUGUCUAUCCAGUAAAUACAUAAUGCUGGGAAUGGGACACUUCCUAUAGCUGUCCAUGAAGGCUGUCUAUACAGUAAAUACAUAAUGCUGGGAAUGGGACACUUCCUAUAGCUGUCCAUGAAGGCUGUCUAUACAGUAAAUACAUAAUGCUGGGAAUGGGACACUUCCUAUAGCUGUCCAUGAAGGCUGUCUAUACAGUAAAUACAUAAUGCUGGGAAUGGGACACUUCCUAUAGCUGUCCAUGAAGGCUGUUUAUUCAGUAAAUACAUAAUGCUAGGAAUGGGACACUUCCUAUAGCUGUCCAUGAAGGCUGUUUAUUCAGUAAAUACAUAAUGCUGGGAAUGGGACACUUCCUAUAGCUGUCCAUGAAGGCUGUCUAUCCAGUAAAUACAUAAUGCUGGGAAUGGGACACUUCCUAUAGCUGUCCAUGAAGGCUGUCUAUACAGUAAAUACAUAAUGCUGGGAAUGGGACACUUCCUAUAGCUGUCCAUGAAGGCUGUCUAUCCAGUAAAUACAUAAUGCUGGGAAUGGGACACUUCCUAUAGCUGUCCAUGAAGGCUGUCUAUCCAGUAAAUACAUAAUGCUGGGAAUGGGACACUUCCUAUAGCUGUCCAUGAAGGCUGUCUAUCCAGUAAAUACAUAAUGCUGGGAAUGGGACACUUCCUAUUGCUGUCUAUACAGUAAAUACAUAAUGCUGGGAAUGGGACACUUCCUAUAGCUGUCCAUGAAGGCUGUCUAUCCAGUAAAUACAUAAUGCUGGGAAUGGGACACUUCCUAUAGCUGUCCAUGAAGGCUGUCUGUCCAGUAAAUACAUAAUGCUGGGAAUGGGACACUUCCUAUAGCUGUCCAUGAAGGCUGUCUAUACAGUAAAUACAUAAUGCUGGGAAUGGGACACUUCCUAUAGCUGUCCAUCAAGGCUGUUUAUCCAGUAAAUACAUAAUGCUGGGAAUGGGACACUUCCUAUAGCUGUCCAUGAAGGCUGUCUAUCCAGUAAAUACAUAAUGCUGGGAAUGGGACACUUCCUAUAGCUGUCCAUGAAGGCUAUCUAUACAGUAAAUACAUAAUGCUGGGAAUGGGACACUUCCUAUAGCUGUCCAUCAAGGCUGUCUAUCCAGUAAAUACAUAAUGCUGGGAAUGGGACACUUCCUAUAGCUGUCCAUGAAGGCUGUCUAUCCAGUAAAUACAUAAUGCUGGGAAUGGGACACUUCCUAUAGCUGUCCAUGAAGGCUGUCUAUCCAGUAAAUACAUAAUGCUGGGAAUGGGACACUUCCUAUAGCUGUCCAUGAAGGCUGUCUAUCCAGUAAAUACAUAAUGCUGGGCUUUAAUCUGGAGCAAAAGAGUUGUUUUCACUCCUAUACAACCAGUGAGAGCUGGUACAUAAACGUUAAUGUUCUCAUGCAUGUGUCAACUUGGAAAAAAACGAUAUUGUUUUUUAACUGAUGCUAUUUUCACUAAUUUAAUUUGCCUGCUCCCAAAUUUUUAGGGAGGGGUGAGUUUCUUUUAAAAGCGUCUUAUUAGGCACUGUUAAUUAGGUGUGUGUGUGAUCUACAUUUUGUAGUUGGAGGUUGGAGUUACCCGUUAAAAUCAAGCUGAAGGAAAAAUUAAGGCUGUGAGUUUCAGUUUAUAAACACAAGUAGCCAAAAAAUAUUUUGGUCACACGAGAACUGAGAAAUGUUAGAAACAUUAUUAUUUAUUGUUCGUGACAGGUACUUCUUUCCUUGCUCCAAUAAACAGUAUUGAAACAUUUUCUAUGUUGAAGUGUAAUAGGAGUUCACUAUUUCUGGGAAAUUGCACACUACCUUUCAUAACAGAACACUAUCGUGACAGGAAUACAAACCUGUAUUUCUGUCAGUAUAGCUGUGAAAACACAGUUUAGGCCCCCAGCCCACGUUCAGCUUAGUAAAAGUGAUUUUACGUGCCUAUAUUUUAACGCCGCGCGGCUCUGUUGCAGCUGACUCCGCCUCCUUGGCUGAGAUCAUCAUACUUGAUGAUCUUAUCCAAUCCAACGAUUUCCAAUAGAAAAGGAUUGGUAGGCUAUUACGCAUGCACAGCAAAACAGUGCGCUGUGCCAAUCCGCAUCUCCUCAUAGAGAUGCAUUGACUCAAUGCAUCUUAAUGCGUUGUGUUCAGCUCCUCCAUUAUCUGAAAAGGCAGUGUUUACAUUAAAAUGUUCGCAGGGACAUGCUGUAGACACCAGAACCACUGCAUUAAGCUGUAGUUGAUCUGGUGAUUAUAGUAUCCUUUUAAAUGCCAUUGUGACUCCCAGAUUUCUACAGGAUCAUGGACCACGGAUAACAAAUAUAGAUCCAGUUUUUAAAAGAUAUUCUUAGCGUCAUAGCCACUACAGCCUCCUAUAGUGUUUAUGAUGCCAAGUGUCCCUUGGUGCCUUUCCACUUUUAAGAUUGAAACAAUUUUUAAAAGAUUUGACACUUAGCUGGUGUCCCCAGUUAAAGGACCACUAUAGUGCCAGGAAAACAUACUUGUUUUCCUGGCACUAUAGUGCCCUGAGGGUGCCCCAAUCCUCAGGGACCCCCUCCCGCCGGGCUCUGGGAAGAGGAAGGGGUUAAACUUACCUCUUUCUCCAGCGCUGGGCGGGGAGCUCUCCGCCUCCUCUUCGGCUGAAUGCGCAUGCGCGGCAGGAGCUGCGCGCGCAUUCAGCCAGUCUCAUAGGAAAGCAUUCAUAAUGCUUUCCUAUGAACGCUUGCGUCUUCUCACUGGGAUUUUCACAGUGAGAAGCACGCAAACGCCUCUAGCGGCUGUCAAUGAGACAGCCACUAGAGGCUUUAGAGGCUAGAUUAACCUAUUUGUAAACAUAGCAGUUUCUCUGAAACUGCUAUGUUUAUAAAAAAAAGGGUUAAUCCUAGUUGGACCAGGCACCCAGACCACUUCAUUAAGCUGAAGUGGUCUGGGUGCCUAUAGUGGUCCUUGAAUUUUUUUAUUUUUUUUACCAAUUAGCAAUAUUUAAUCCAUCAAUAGGUAGACAAAAUUAAUAUGGCUAAUGCAGAAGGGGAAUUUAACUUUAGCAAUAUCUAUAAAGAAGGGCCAGAUUGCAGGCAUCACCUAAGUAACUGUGAAACAGUGAGAAGGGACCAGGGGACUCAGAGGGGCAAUUUGUAUCUUCUGCUUUGAAAAUGUACAAAUAAAAACGUUUUUGGAAAAUAAAUGCACAACUAUUAGCUAACUAAGUAUUUAGAAUGUCCCUUUACGUCUUAAGUAUAAGACCUCUUUAACAAUGUGAUUUUUUUUUUGUCCAUUAAUUCAGUAUUUUAUACAUUUUUUGUAAGCUCUCUAUCCUCCCUUUUGUCAUAACUGAAUGAGUCACUGUCAACAAAAAGCAAAAGUGUAGAGGAAAGUGCAAAAAAGAGUGUAAUAUCAACACCUGCAGCUGACUCCGCCUCCUUGGCUGAGAUCAUCAUACUUGAUGAUCUUAGCCAAUCCAACGAUUUCCAAUAGAAAAGGAUUGGUAGGCUAUUACGCAUGCACAGCAAAACAGUGCGCUGUGCCAAUCCGCAUCUCCUCAUAGAGAUGCAUUGACUCAAUGCAUCUUAAUGCGUUGUGUUCAGCUCCUCCAUUAUCUGAAAAGGCAGUGUUUACAUUAAAAUGUUCGCAGGGACAUGCUGUAGACACCAGAACCACUGCAUUAAGCUGUAGUUGAUCUGGUGAUUAUAGUAUCCUUUUAAAUGCCAUUGUGACUCCCAGAUUUCUACAGGAUCAUGGACCACGGAUAACAAAUAUAGAUCCAGUUUUUAAAAGAUAUUCUUAGCGUCAUAGCCACUACAGCCUCCUAUAGUGUUUAUGAUGCCAAGUGUCCCUUGGUGCCUUUCCACUUUUAAGAUUGAAACAAUUUUUAAAAGAUUUGACACUUAGCUGGUGUCCCCAGUUAAAGGACCACUAUAGUGCCAGGAAAACAUACUUGUUUUCCUGGCACUAUAGUGCCCUGAGGGUGCCCCAAUCCUCAGGGACCCCCUCCCGCCGGGCUCUGGGAAGAGGAAGGGGUUAAACUUACCUCUUUCUCCAGCGCUGGGCGGGGAGCUCUCCGCCUCCUCUUCGGCUGAAUGCGCAUGCGCGGCAGGAGCUGCGCGCGCAUUCAGCCAGUCUCAUAGGAAAGCAUUCAUAAUGCUUUCCUAUGAACGCUUGCGUCUUCUCACUGGGAUUUUCACAGUGAGAAGCACGCAAACGCCUCUAGCGGCUGUCAAUGAGACAGCCACUAGAGGCUUUAGAGGCUAGAUUAACCUAUUUGUAAACAUAGCAGUUUCUCUGAAACUGCUAUGUUUAUAAAAAAAAGGGUUAAUCCUAGUUGGACCAGGCACCCAGACCACUUCAUUAAGCUGAAGUGGUCUGGGUGCCUAUAGUGGUCCUUGAAUUUUUUUAUUUUUUUUACCAAUUAGCAAUAUUUAAUCCAUCAAUAGGUAGACAAAAUUAAUAUGGCUAAUGCAGAAGGGGAAUUUAACUUUAGCAAUAUCUAUAAAGAAGGGCCAGAUUGCAGGCAUCACCUAAGUAACUGUGAAACAGUGAGAAGGGACCAGGGGACUCAGAGGGGCAAUUUGUAUCUUCUGCUUUGAAAAUGUACAAAUAAAAACGUUUUUGGAAAAUAAAUGCACAACUAUUAGCUAACUAAGUAUUUAGAAUGUCCCUUUACGUCUUAAGUAUAAGACCUCUUUAACAAUGUGAUUUUUUUUUUGUCCAUUAAUUCAGUAUUUUAUACAUUUUUUGUAAGCUCUCUAUCCUCCCUUUUGUCAUAACUGAAUGAGUCACUGUCAACAAAAAGCAAAAGUGUAGAGGAAAGUGCAAAAAAGAGUGUAAUAUCAACACCUGCUGCUGUGUUACUCCACACAACACACAAUCAAGUAAACAUAAAAACCAGUGCAGGCGGAUGUGAACACUCAAAGGGUAAAAACUGUAAUAUCACCCACUCUGGAACAAGAAAUAGUUCUAUUAAAAAACCUUGUAAAAUAGCAACUUAUAGUGUAGCUUGUCAGAGUAAAACAAAUACAUAAAAGGCAGGUAUUUACACUCACAUACUGCUAAGUCACUUCAAAGUGGACUCAAACUUAAAGGCACAAAUAGAAAUCUCAUCUGUAAUACUCCAAGGACUCCUCCACUUAUAUUGCCACUUUAACCCCUUAAGGACACGUGACAUGUCAUGAUCCCCUUUUAGUCCAGAAGUUUGGUCCUUAAGGGGUUAAAAGAAACCACGUACCAUCAGCUGCUUUCCGCAUAAAUAAUCCAACAUUAUUAGGAAUAGCUAAAAUACAGGUGUAGAACUAUUUCAUGUUCCAGAAUGGCUAAUGUUGCAGUUUUUUACCUUUUGAGUGUUCACAUACACCUGCACUGGUUUUUAUAAAUGAGUAAGUGUGCCUGAAUAUUAUGUUGAAAUAAAGAAAUUAUAGAGCAGGGUUCAAAAUGUCUAGUUGCCACUAGCAAGUUAAAAUUUAGCCCUGGUGUUGCGAGGAGCGCAUAAGGCCUGGCUAGAAGCAUACAAUUUUAGAUUUAAAGUCCUGUUUCUGGAGACCUCAUUCUAGCCACUACUGACGUGGUUCAUGGAUGAGGACAAGGAACUAAUACCAAAGCUAUGCUGUACAUGGUCUCCGUCCAUUCUUGUAGUCCGCACGUUUGAUGUACAUGAUGUUUUUUGUAGCUUUGUAACUUGCUGUGUUAGCACAUAGAACACAAUUUGCUUAAAAGCUAACUUACUGUGGUCUGCAGUCAUAUAUUCAACAUUACUGAUUUAUAUCCAGACUCAAUAUCACAUACCAAGACCUUAGACAUAAAUACUCUAGGAUCUGUCUAACUUUUUACAGGAUGAUGGCAGCCAUUGGUUGAAGUAGAUUGGGGUUAUCAUUUAGCCAUGUCCCAAUUACAUCACUUUUUUCAAUUUAAAUAUGAUUACCUACGCAAGUACUAUGAAAUUUGACAAUUGUAUUUGAACAAAUGUCUUCAUGCGGACUGGCAUGUACGGCAAAUUAUUUUUAUAUAUUUGCCUUUGUUUCCUGGCAAACCUGAUUUUUAAGAAAAAAAAAUAGCCAUGAUUCCUACCACAAUCUGGCUUAUUGGUGGUGACUGCAAGCAAAAACAAAACUUGUGGUAACUGACUCAAAUGUGCAAACUGUAAGGAACUUGCUUUGGGAAGCACUGAAACAUACAUACAAGAUAGCAUCACCCAUUAACCCUGUUCAUUUAGCAGAGUUAGAUUGAAUCAUACCUCUUUACUAAGACUAACAAUUAUUAUUAUUAUUGCCAUUUAUAUAGCGCCAACAGAUUCCGUAGCGCUUUACAAUAUUAUAAGAAGGGGGAUUUAACUAUAAAUAGGACAAUUACAAGAAAACUUACAGGAACGAUAGGUUGAAAAGGAGCUUACUUACAAGGCUUACAAAUUCUGCCACCCUGUGUGUUGUCAAGUUGAUUGGCUGUCCUGUAUAAUGGGAGACACAGAAAGUGAAGGCAUGUUACUUAGAAGCAUUCAAGUUGACAAACAAUGCUUUUCUCAUUGUAAUGGUAUCCUAAAAUCCCAUAUAUCAUUCUAACACAAUGGUGAGUAAUGCCUGAAACUCACCAUUGUCGCUCAUCAUGAGACAUUAGACAGCCAACACAACUCUCUAACCUGUUACUGUUGAUAACUUCCAUUACAUGUUGUUCAUACAUACUCUAAGUUACAGUGCACCUACAAAUCUCACAUGAUGGCAUUUUAUAGCGCAUACAUAUUUGCCAUCUUUGGGUGCACUCAGUAAUUUAUUUCAUCUGUAUAUUUUACUGACUGGCAUAUUUAUCUGUGUGUGUGUGUGUGUGUGUGUAUGUAUGUGUGUAUAUAUAUAUAUAUAUAUAUAAAACCUAUAAUGACUAUGUCCUGGUAGCAUUAUAAAAUGAUUUACCAUCAGAAUGGCAGGUCUCUGAGAUAAAAGUAGUUUAGCAAUAGUGGUACAACAGGACAUAAUACAAAAAUGUUUUUUUUAAAAGCACGUGUAGAAAAAAUACCAUAAAGAUAGAUUCUAUUGAAAACUUUAACCAUAGAAACCAUACAGAGCGGUCAGACAAGUUUCCAUUAAAAUGGUCAGUGUCUUGAAGCUGAAACUAAACAAAACAAACAAAAUUUUAUAAAAUUGUGUCUAUGUAUAAUAUAUAUAAUUGACAUUAACUUCAAUGCUUGUUAUUUUAAAAUGUGUGGCAAAAAGUUAACUUUUGCAAGGGUGUGCGAUACAGCAUAAUUGAAUCCAUUCUGGCACAUCCAGAGUUAAAUUUACUGGUGGCUCCUUUCGGACAUGGAUUAGAGAAUAUCUAAGCAACACUUAGACUGAGCAUGUGCGCCUUUUUUUUCUUCUGUUCUGACCUUUAAUCCUUAGGCUUUGUGAUUAAUUCAACCCUUUACUGUACUAUUAGAGAGGAGAUGAUCUAUCUUCUCCUCCUCCUCCAUAAGCAGAGGGGUAAAACACAUUAAAUGCAAGCUGCGGGUUUCUUCGUCUUUGCAUGCAGAAUUUGUUUUACUUUCCAUUGGGACCCUAGAGAGCAUGACAUAGAAAUGCUAAUAUGUAACCGCGGUCGCAGGGGAGCCUGCAGGGAUUCCUUUGUCUGCUCUUGGCUCUGUUAUGGCACUUUACUGUGUGUAUUUGUAUCGUCCCCUCCACUGUUGAAUUGAUGUCAGGGCAACUCAUGUUUUUAUCAUCUUAUUUCAGUGGUGGCGCAGAACUGCUGUUUGAUGGCAUCAAGAAGCAUAAUGUGACUCUGCCUAACCAAUCAAAUCCUUGUGAGUAAUCUCUCUAGAGACGUUUUAGGGAUACACCUUUUUACGCCGCCCCUACAUUUCCGUUAAACUACCAAACUGUUUUAUCUGUCUGAUAGUUUUACUUAAUUUAAAUGUUAGAAGUGACUCGUGUCCUGAAAACCUCCUAAAAUAAAUGGAUUCCUUUGCCAGUGCCCACAUUAGUAAAUUUAGCACGUUCAGUCUGUACAUUGAACUAGUUAAAUUGGCAGUAAAUCAAGAGAAUAAAUCAUAUGUUUACUUUAGCUUGCUUCCUACGAGAGUGCCAAGAUAUGCUAUGUGUCUCAUGCCGCAGUCGUACGUAGUUUUUACCUGUAUGAGUUCAGUAUAGAAGCAAGAAAUAAAAUCUUAAUUUUAAAUAUUAAAGUUUAUUUAUAACUUAAUGCUCCAUAAAGAGCCUUCAUAAUAUAUUAUCAUUAAAGGUGCACUGUUGGUGUUUGCCUUUGCCCCUAGAUUAUACUUUCUAUAUUUAAGAUGCAGUUCGCUUCUACACUACAGCAUGACUAUGUUACACUUUCAGGAUGUACUCAAUGGUAAAAUGAAAUGCCAAAUGCAGUGAAUUGUAAGACAACUUACAAAAAUAACAGAGUUUAGAAAUAAGAUCACUUCUCCUUGGUCGAGAUGGAGAUUUUAUUCAGCACUGCCUACUGCGGCUUAACUUUUGACAUUUAGUUGUCAGCCGAGCACAACUCUCUAUCUAGUGGAUAACCACUUAGGGCUUACGACAUUUGUGAAAUUACAAAAGUGCCAUAGAUAAUUGGAAUGGCUUUCCAGCAGAGGUGGUAGUAGGAAGUGCAGUAAGGCAGUGUUUCUCAAACUUUUACAGAGAAAUACCCCUGCAGGUUUAAAAAUAAAUAAAAAUAAAUCUCUGCUUCAAGCUAGUAAUCUCCAUGAUUUAAAUUCAAAAUGAAACGGUUUAAAUUAAUCCCAUAUGGGAGAACAAGCCAGAUUUAAGGUAGUAAAGAUUAUUUUUAAUAUAAAUAUAAUAUACACACACAGUUAUACACAAAGUACACUGACACGCAUAUUUACACACAGAGGUCACUGACGCACACACACACACAUUUACUGACUUGACACACUCACUGAUUUGACACACUGACAGACACUCACUGACACUGUCAGACACACCCUUGUUCACAGACACACACACACACACACUCACUGACAUACAUUCUCUCAAACACACUCACAAAUUUUAUAUAUAUAUAUUUUAUUUAUAUUUAAGUUAAUGCAGGCUUCCUGCAAAGCUGGAGUGGAUCCUUUCCUACGGUUCAAUGGGGAUCCUUUCUCUGGGAUCUAGUGUGGACAUCUUUGUGCUUUUCAAGCCCUUCUCUCUCGCAAGCUGUUUGGUAAUGCUGGGGCCGGAGUUACGUCAUAACCUGGCUCCUGGCAUCACCACAGGACGCGAGGGAGCGGUGGUGGAAGAGCAGAGAUAUUACGCUACAGUGCUACCCGACUUCAUUCUCCACUCUGGACAAAGCACAUUUGAGCAGAGUAGGCACCUGCCAUCCGAGUAAGCAGGUGCCCACUGUGCCUUUGUGCACGGCCUGCCAGUUUCUGGGUACUCUUACCACAGGUUAAGAACUUGUGCAGUAAGGUAUCAAGGUAUGUAUGCAAAGGAAAUGAUUUUAGGAAAAUUGGCAGAUACAAUGGACCAAAAGGUUAACGCAGAAUGUCUUGGUCUGGAGUAAUGAAUGCAAAAAUUUUAUUUUGCUUUGUUUUUUAAUCUUAUUUUCAACAAACUGUACCAACAAAUCCAGUAGACCGACAUAACACAAAUGGUACAGUGUGUGACACAAGGAUAUUUUGCUACAUAGCCAUAGGCCAUGAGCUAAAGUUAAAUAUCCAUAGACCCCUAAUGAGUAAACAUUGACAGGAAACAACUGAAUGCAGUUUUAUUAUGAUCUGAGCUGUAUUACACGGCUGCAUAAUUCAACAUGUUUGGUCCAGAACAUUUCAUUGGGGGUUGCUGAACACAGAGGUUGAAUGAAAGAUGCUAUGGGAGAACCUGCCAGCAGUACAUGUCAUUCCUACCAUUCACCUUCUGUCUCUAUGGAAUUUAUUGUCAUGAUACUGCAUAACGGGGACCCUGUUGUAAGCUAUUUAAACUGAUUAGAAUGCAGUUCACAUAGCUCAUGGUGCCAGCUGUUCCCAUGUGUGCCCCUCCCUCUUCCCUUUUCCUUCUGCCUCUCUCCCCCCUCCUGCUAACUGACCGGCACUGUUUGCACAACUCUGAGCCCCCUGUGCGAAAUUGCUUUUCAAAAGGAGCACUUUCUGCUUAAUUAAACAAAGAGUCAACACAUCUGUGAAGUUUUUCUGCAUCCUUAUUGUUCCCCCCUACUGAUCGCCUCUUAUCCCCUUUGCACCUCCCAGUUACUCAGAUCCCCAAUCCAGGAUGCCCUGGCAGCCUGCAUAUCAGUGUACGAGCACCUUUCUCGCUUAUGUUGGUACUUUUUUUCUAAAAGCCUCCACUCCUCCAGGGUGUCUGUGUCAGUGAUGGCUUACUUAUUGCACUAAAGUUGUUGUGGACUAUAUUUCUCAUGGAGCUCCACAACCAUAUAGGAGAAAGUCAAGCACAAUCAACCUUUUGCUGCCUCUGAUCUAUAUUAAUAAGCACUGCAGACAAUCCCAUCUCUGCUUCAGUUCAUUUGCCAGCAAUUUAUUGAUUUUACCCAUUUACCUCAAUGACGUACCCUAGCCUUUGCCAACUUAAGACAAGCAAAGAAUCAUGGGGUAUGUAGUCUGACUCUCUUUCACAGAGUCCUAGCUAGUAUAAUUCUGUAUUCAGGAGUGAACAUCCUGACACUUUAUUUUCCUUAUUUGCAGGACUUUUUAAAAACAUCAGUGAGAACUAUGUCCUUCUACUCUCAUUUAUAUUCUAGUAAUAUCAAAGCUGGCGCACUUUAACUAUUACAAUACAAAUAAAUGUAUGCAGUCAUGCCUGAUCCAUGCUCUCUAUUUAGGACCUCAUGGUGGAAUCUUGUGUUUCUUGUAAGGUCCUGUAGCUCCUGAGAGUUUUUGGGCGUUUUAAUCCAACCACAGUCAGAAGGACAUGGCCUAACAUUAGAGCUCUAAGUUGUGCAGUCCAUCACUUCACUUUGAUGGCUAAUACAAGUGCUUAUGGAUGUUUUGUAGUGCUGUCAUUACUCUUUUAUUAUGAACAUUUAUUUAUUGUAGUAUUUGUAUGUUUUCCAUUUUUUUAAUAUAAAAUCUAGGUAGUUGGAAAUGUUCACCUUCAUGAGAUUGAACAUUUUUAUUUUAAACCUAAUUCAUUGGAAAAAUGAGACCCAACAUAGUGUGAACUUCAUUAACAAAAGGAGAGAAAAUGAAAAAGGUUUCUUUUAUAAAGGAAUGUCCUCUUGGGUAAUCAUUAAAUACAUUACAGCAGCAGAGCAGCCCCCCUUUAUUGUUGGGUCCAGGCCCUGCGGAGGUGAGAUACAGUCGUGCUACAUUUUCACUUCUGUUACUGAUUAGACAGGGGGACGUGGAGAAGGAUCCCUUCCCAGGAAUGGAACAAUAGGAGAAACGCAGCAAUGCCGGCUUUUCCAUGGUAACGCCCCAUACAAUAGCUUCCCUGGACCGAGAAUGUGGGCGGGUGGGAGUUCGGGCAGAGCUUGCUGACCCUUUCCUGAGUCAGUCUGAUAAACGAGCUUUCGCAUCCCUGCUCCUGACCCUUCUGUGACCAGCAAUGCUACUCAUCAAAAUGCAGCAUCGAUGGAUUCCAGCCGGUCCCACGGCGUCGGCGUCUUCUCCUAUCCACCAUGUUGGGUGGACUAAAUAGUCGCUGUAUUUGCUGUGAACCAUGUCACAUGGGGGACAUACCUUGGUCUGUUAGCACUUUACGUUGGUUAAAUGGUAGCCUUGAAAAAGGGUGGACAGAAAAUAUAACAUUUUUCGGUGAACAUGUAAUCCUUUGAAACAAAGAGAGAGAGAAUUAUCAUAGUAACAUCACUUAUCAUUUGACUUCUCAAAAAAGUUUUUUUUUAAAUGUUUUUUAUUUUUUCAUCCCCUCCACCCCUCCCCCCCCCCCAUUUCUCUGUAUAUAUAUUUUUUUUUUUUUUCAGUUUUCCCCUUAUAAUGCAGUUGUUCCAGUAAAUCUAUGCUCCCUAACAUUGAUAUGAUGUCAGAAAUACCACUAGCUUCAAAAGACUGGCAUACAGUACUUGCAUAACAAUAUUUGUCAUUUUCAUUACCCCUUUAACCCCUUAAGGACCAAACUUCUGGAAUAAAAGGGAAUCAUGACAUGUCACACAUGUCAUGUGUCCUUAAAUGACCACACCCAGACCACUUCAGCUCAAUGAAGUGGUCUGGGUGCCAGGUCCAGCUAGGUUUAACCAUUUUUGCUGUAAACAUAGCAGUUUCAGAGAAACUGCUAUGUUUACCUAUGGGUUAAUCCAACCUCUAGUGGCUGUCUCAUUGGUUAAACUAUAAAUGUUAUCUAGAAAAGUUUCUUUAUGGUAAAAAAUUAUAAUAAAAAAGCAAAAAAAAUACAUCGUGAAUUUAAGUGAAAUGAUAAUGCAUAUAACGGUACUAUUACAUUUUAGAAAUUAAUAAAUAUGAGCCUCUAAUGAAGUGUAUUUUGAACUUUCUAACAAAAUAAAUGAGAAAAAGAAAAUAGUCCACGCAACGUGUUUUUAUUCUUUUCAGGGAACAUCAGACAGUUGUUGGUCUGGAUCAAACAGAAUCUGUUGAAGGAACGCCCGGAGCUGUUCAUUCAGGGAGAGACAGUGUAAGUCUCUGGUUGGGAGAAUUUACUGGGAUGUUGGAAUCACUGAAACUUUAUAGUGGUAACAUAGUCUUAUUUAUUUAUAUAUAAAUUGAUGUAUUAGUUUUAAUUAAUUGCCUAAUGGGAAUCACAAGUAUAAUGCUCACAGCUACUUAAAAAAAAAAAACACCACCACACUAAAGGAACUUUUUAAAAUAACUUUUUAGUAGAUACACCCCCAAUAUCAAUAUGUAUGUGUUUAUUUUUUUUUUUUUUUUCCAGUAGGGUUUAUAUUAGAUAUCUAAGAUCUCAUGUCUGAAGCCUUUGCAAGUCCUUUCCUUGUCUACAAGUCUGUGCUGGCUAAUGCUCCAAUCAGAGGCCUCUCAUUGAAAAGCCUCUGUGCUAGAGCCACCAGCGCACGCAAUGAUGGCUAUCCAAAGCUUUUCAAUGAGAUGUAAUACAAGAGAGAGAACUCUCAAUGUAUCCUUCCUGGUAAAAUAGUUUAUAAAUAAAUGUAAUACAACUAAAUGUGAAGGGGAGAAGGCAGGUGCGUGCUAGCAAAGUGUGCCUGCCACUACCAGUAGCUCCGUAUUGCUAAAAGAAGCUGAAGAAUACCUCCCUGGUUUUCUUAAUGACAGCCAGGUAGGUGUUUGCCCCCUAAUAUAAAAGUUCAGAUUUCAAAUGUGUCAGGCUCUAGACUCUAGACACAUAAAGCAUUUCAGAAAGCUGAAGUCCUUUAUGCAUGUGGAGUUUUCCUCUAAGGUCUGUGUUCAGCCUAAUGUAGCCCCAAAGGCAGUGAGCCUGUAACACACUUUGGGGUGGCUUGAGGCAUACACUAGUGUCUCUUUGACCCUUUACACACUCUUUCCGGUAUGUAACGUACUGCAGCUCUGUGUCAAGUGGGAACAACACCAAUUUUAUUUGCUGAAAUAAACUGAACAGAAUUGUAAGGAAAUGAAUAAUGACUUGCCAAAAUAUGUGAUUAGGAUACAUUCUCCAACUCUGCUUUAGCAACAGUUUGGCAGUUUUUAGCUUAAAUUUAGCAAUUUGGGUUUCAAUUCACUACAAUUCAGUGACUGGUCAGCCAUUAUAUCUUUUAGCUAGCUGCACAUUUUUGUGUAGAUUUCACAAUAUUGCUUUAAUAAAAAUAUUAAAAUUUCUUUUGGCUUUGUUUUUCACCUUAGGCGUCCUGGAAUCCUUGUUCUCAUCAAUGAUUCAGACUGGGAACUCAUGGUGAGUUAAAACAGAAUACUAACAUAUAGGUUUAUUGAAUAACAACUGUCACUUUAUGAAUAAAGUGAGACUUCUAGUGUUUCUAAAUGUUGAUCGUUGUGGUUACUACAAAGAAUGCUUUUUAAAAUUUCUUUAGAUUUGUAAAAUCAAAUGGAUGUAAAGGCACAACCUGGCAUAUGAUGCAAAUCGUGUCCAAUUCUGUGCACACAUAGAAUACAAUUUCACUUAGAUCAUUGAAGACUUAAAGGAAAGGGCAUUUAUUUGUUUAAAAACACUGGACAGAGAGGCCAAACCCAAAUUAUACUUUGAUCCUUUAAAAUAAAGCUUACUUUUAUAAACGUUGUACAUAAAUUGUGUGAAUGUAAUGAAAAGGAUAUUACAAUAUAUGUAAAAAUAACAUGGGUGAAAUCCAAAAGAACAUUGUAAUCUAAAUUAUAAUUACGCUACAUAUCAAUGGAACUAUAGCUACUGGAGCGGGGUUAUGAGGCAGAAAUCUGCAAAAUAAAUUACCGGUAUUUAAGUAAUUUCUUUUUUUUUUGGACAAUCUUUAUUUUAGGUGUUUUAGCAUUCAACGUCUUAGACACAAAAUGUAGAAUAACAGAAACAUGAAAGGUGUAAACAUAUAGUGUUACCAUCGAAAAAAAAAGACAUAAAUAGAGUUAUUAUAACAUCUAUCCCUGUCGCCAAAUUGUGUAAUCAUCAAACGCUAAUCUGAUUUCACUUGAGGUUUAGGACUAAGCAGCUGCUGGUCAUCACUAUUCCAGAGUGGUGGAAACAAAGAUGUACGAAAUAUGCAGAGGGAAAGGAGUAGGGGGAGGAAGGUUUUACCGUUCUGUAGUCCCCUGAGGUACACUGUGAGUGUAUGCUCUAGGUCACUAUGUGGGAGUUGAAAUGUAUGUAGGCCACGGCAUCCACAACUGGGAACAUUUGUCUACUUUACUAUGUAAUGCUGCAUCUCCAUGGCGUAUCUCAUCUUCCCUGUCCUGACACUGUCCGAGGGUGGGAACCUCUUGCUUUUUCCAGAGAAGCGGUAUCAGGGCCUUUCCUGCUGAGUAGAGGUCUAGCAAUGUUUUAUUUGUACUCUGCUGUAGGAAGGGAUGUAUACUGUAAUUUCUCCUCAUUGCAGGAAGUCUACAGUCAUUCAUUUUGUGGAAAAGCUGUGUUGUAAUAUUGCAUGGUUAAUUCAGAAAUGCUAAGCUAUGGUCUUGCAGGACCAAUGCGGUUGUAACUGCUUUAGGUUCUUUUUUAUGAAGGAGAGUUCCAAAUGGACGGAUAUCUGGGAAUGUCCCAAUUUUAGAACUUUGCAGAAAACAGGCAAUGAUGAUUAUAUUCAUAAUUAACAGCUGGGCUGUAAAACUUGAGAAGAGGGAGGAAAAUUGGGAAAGGGGUAGUAAAAAUGGAGAAUGUAGAAUGAAAGAAAAAUAAAUUAAAUGAAGGAGAUCCAAAGAAGCGAAAAGAGAAACUAAUUUUAAGAGAACAGCCAUUUUUAAUGUUUCUUUAUUGUUAUAUAAAUGUUAAUAUUUUUUUCUUUCUGCUACUCCAUGAGGUUGACCUAACAGAGGGAGCCAUAAAAUACCUGCAGUUGCACUUUUAUUGAUUUAUAUUACUGUCAUAAUUAAAUCCUGUUUCAGGUACGCCAUCCUUGCAAUUAGUACACAAUCAAAUAUGAUGCUUAGUUUCCUUAAAAUGUUGCCCUGAUUUCCAGUUAUGGGUUUUCUUCUACAUAUCAUAAUGUCCUUCAAAAAAGAGAGCUUUAGCUGUAGAAAAGAAAAUACACCUUUAAAAAAAAAAAAAAGUUUGUAUUCUUUUUAAAUCUGGCAAGGGAUGAAUAAUUACAGAUCUACUUAAUUUUCUUUACUUGUUCUUCUUGUCUCCGUUAAUGUUUUGUCUAUGUGACACUGCCUUAAAGGUGGCUACUAAAAUAUAGAAUAUAUUGUUUAAAUCCAGGUAUCAAAUUGCAUUACAUUCGCUCCUUUUGUGCUUUGCUUUCUGAGAUCAGCGUACAAUCAAUAUGUUAUUAUUUUAUAUUGCAUUUACAUUGAACUAAUGUUCCAUUUCUUUGUGUUUUUGCAUUAAUCUGCAUUAUUAGUUCUAUAUAUGAGUAUGUGACCACUUUAUUAGGUAUACUUGUUUGUUAAAACAAAUAGGCAAACAGGGAAUCAGUAUCCAGGGCUUACAGUAUAAAUAAAUAAAAAUAAAAUUCAUCAAGAGGAAGAACUGUGGAUGAAAAUAGCUUGACGUCGGAGUCGAAUGGCCUGACUUCAAAUUCUUAAGAAAAAAGUCACAAACACUCUUGGUUGGGGUGUGAUGAUAUGUAUUGCUGAAUGCACACCACAGCAGCAGAAGAGCAUGUUGAGUGCUACUUGUGAGCUAAAAACAGGGAAAUGAGGUCACAGUGUCUGAACGCUCCUAUUGUCUCAAAGUGGUUUUAGGAACAUGACAAGACGUCCACGAAUGUGUGGAUGAAAAAUCUCCAAUAUGCAUGAUGCCAUUGAGUUAGACGUGAACAAAAUUCUUAACAAACUUUUCCAGCAAAUUGAAAAAUUCUGAAUGAAGGCAGUCAGGGGUCCUUAUUGUCCUCUGAGUGUAUGACUUAACGUGUCUCCGAUGCUUAAAACUCUUUAUUUUAAUUUAACUAGCUAUAGCUAAUUAAAGAAAGUUUGUCUGGAAUUACUACUGUCCAUCUUUCAUUGGUAAUUCCAGCAAGCUUUUCUAUUGAAUUGAGAAUUCUGAUUCCAUCACAAUUUAUAAAAUCUUUGAUAAUAGUUGCUUAUUGAGGAAGGAAAAAAAAAAAAAGGCAACCAACAACCAAUCAGAUUGUGUAUUGAAGAGUAAUUCCCAGCAUCCCACGGCGCAGGGAAUAGGAUAUGGUUCUUUGAACUCUCUGAUGAUCUGUAACGCAUACUCUGUCCACUGGAAAUCUUUUCAAAAGUAAACCUGCACAGAUAAAAAAAAAAUGAACAAAACAAAGUAUAGACCGUUUUGGCAUGCUACCUGAUGGUGCAAAGACAGUUUCUCAAGUCCAAGCCAUUUUACCACUUUAAUGUCAAAUAUACAAAUGCACAGUUGCAUACAUACACGCUGCUUUUCUGUUGCCAUGCCUAUCUUAAUGUUUUAGAUUUUUGUUCUGUGUAAAUUAUUAUUUCUCAUGCAGGGAGAGCUGGAUUACCAAUUGGAAAAUGAAGACAACGUGGUGUUUAUCUCAACGUUACAUGGAGGAUAAAUAAAGGGACCCAAUGGGAACCAAAAUAUUUUAAUAACUACAAGGUCAGCUCUCGUAUCAGCUUCAGCUGUGAGCAUGAGACACUUCCUGGAAAGACCUACAUUUUCAAAUGGAAUAUAUUUAUAUAAAAACUGCCAUAAUUCUCUGUAAGGAGAUAAUCUCUUCCUGGUUAUAUAUGUUUUUUGUUAUUUGAUUUUAUAUAUCUUUUUUCUUUUGUACUUCUGUACGUUAUUGUACUUCUUGUACAUAGAACCAAGAAUAUCGUGCCUCGUCUCACUUAACAUUUUUUUUUUGUUGCUCAAUUGAUUAUGCCAAAAAGACCCUAAUAAAACUUUUUUUGUAUUCUCAGGUGUGU